Messenger RNA from Camelina sativa (false flax), 443 nucleotides. RefSeq lists its product as uncharacterized. Lineage: Eukaryota; Viridiplantae; Streptophyta; Magnoliopsida; Brassicales; Brassicaceae. The record is from RefSeq and is a predicted model, not a curated record. Gene Ontology annotation, biological process: endoplasmic reticulum to Golgi vesicle-mediated transport. Gene Ontology annotation, cellular component: endoplasmic reticulum membrane; Golgi membrane; COPII-coated ER to Golgi transport vesicle.
UUUUAUAAGAAACAAAAUAAAACCCUCCCACACAAAGAUCUCACCGACGAUUUUGAUUUAUCUCGUUCUCAGGCCGUCCUCAUCGCCGGAAUACGAGAACGAUGGGCUUCUGGACACUAUUAAAAGGUCUGCUGCUCUUUGCGAAUGCACUGGCGAUCCUAAACGAAGACCGUUUCCUUGUUCCAAGAGGAUGGACGCUAGUAGAACUCCACCAUACCGGUAGAAGAAACUCGCCCAAAGGCCAAAUCAUCGGUCUAAUCCAUGCCUGCCAGUACAUGAGACUCCCACUCAUGCUCAUUAACACAGCAGUCAUCGUAAUGAAGCUUAUCUUCAGUUGAAGAUUUUUUUUGUAGAUGAAGAUAUAAACUAUACUGUGUUCUUUAACUCAUCGUGAUUAGUUACAAAUCUAUUAUUGAAUAUGUAGGAAGUGGAUUUUUUUUUUU